AUGCAAAUUAUGAUGUCGUCAGAGCAGGUGCUUCCCCUUGGCUUGCAGAGUUUGGAAUCCACCAUUUUCUGAGAGUUGCAGCAGGAGGAGGUUGACUGUUAGAGCUGUGGUGAGUUGCGGGGAGGAUAACUCUGGACCAGUCACAGGCACGGGACUCGCUCCCAGCUAUCUAACACCUCUAGCAAGGCGGUGACUUAUCUGUUUUUGUAUCUCUCUCUCUCGCUCAACACAAGACAAUGUCUUAAUUAGGCUUGUGUAUUUAAUACGAACAUACAGGCCGAGAGAUUUUACCUGGAGUAAUGUUUGUAUCCUGGGAGAGUGAUUUCAUGUGAGUCAAGCACCUUACACAUAGUCGUUAUAAAGGUAAUCAUUGAUGAUGCCCGCCUUGUGUCAUUGCACGUCAAUCAGGAGAAUUUAACUGGCAGGUCAAUCUCAGGUGUUUAAAAAAGGUGAUUUUGUCAUACCAGGAUCACAAUUCCAACUGCAAGGUGAAGAAAUAACAACAUGUGUUUUUGGCUGAUAGUGUAACCUCAAAUGCCUGACGUAUUCGCCAUUCACUGAGGAAAUCUGUAUAAUGACAGCUCAUAGAGGAAUUAUAAGGUGUGUUAUUGACUUAGCCAGCAUUACCGACAUGGAGUAGAUAUGAAGAGAAUUUGAUGGCUUGAUAAGAGAGAUAUUACUACUCCUCGGUGAUAGUAGUACACCUACAAACACGUGUUCCUCUGGUGUAAAGUACACAGAUUCUUUCUACAAGUCUGAUCCUGUGAUCUUAAAACCGAUUAAUAUAUACCAAGAUUGUUUAUCCUUUACUUGGCUUAUACAGACUUAUAUUUAAAAAACAUUACAAGGAUCAUUUACCGUGUUUAGACCUGACGUUCCACCUAUCUGGUUACCUUGUUUAUGAAAAGGAAGGAAUAUGAAAGGAGCUGUGUAGUGCUGUGUUAGUGCCCUGUGUGUUCACUGCAGCUCAGUAGAGCACAUGUCACUGAGUAAGUCACUGCUGCUCACCCCGGGGCCACUGGGAGGCUGCUGACCUUACCCCUGAUUGGUACUGGAGCCAACAGCUGACCAGGCAGUCACCUCCAUGUGAUCAUUAGCCACAGGUUUAUGCACAUCUUCUAUCUCCUCAGGAAAUCCUGGAGGAAGUUUUUCUGAUCUCAACACAGCAGGAGUCUUAACAUGAUGCAAAAUUGUUCAGGAAUGGAGUGUUCUACAGGAGACACGUGCUUUGUGAAGCGAGAGGUAGUGAGCGUCACGGGAGCUGUACAGCUAGACUCCAGGGACAUCCCCACCGCUCAAAACAAUGCCUUCAGGCUACCACCCUCCUCCUGUAAAAAAUGUCUCAAGGAAAGAACCGGCAAAAACAAUAAGUGGAAACAAAGACAAUUACGUAAACAAACCAAAGCACACAGCCCUAUAGUGAUUCAGCUAAAAGACACUCUAAAGGCAGCUUUAAAACAGAAACAGCGGACCCUGGCAGAUACCUUGCUCAAGUCCAAACAGCGUGAGGAGUCAGAGGACUGCAAGCUCAGUAACAGUGAUGUUAGUGUUGUGUCCGACGAAGAAAUCGCCAGUAGCAAGGAAAUCAAAACGAAAAAAGACGUUAAAAAUUUAAGUGCCUUAAUCUCAGUAAUUGAGAAGACUCACAGAAAAGAUAAAAAGUUUCAUGUAGGAUCUAACAAUCUUGCAAGAAAUACUCGAACGAAAAGUUCUAAAUUUGUGGCAGAUUAUGUUUUAAACAAUGCCACUUACUCUUUAGAAAAUACUGACCAGGUCAGUAGUAAACCUAGAAGUAUUGCUGAGUGUGAGAAUGUGGAAGUCAUCUGUAAUGACUUGAAUGAAAGUGAUAAAGGAUCAUACAUGGAAGACACAGAGAGUGACACUGUGUCCACUAUCUCAAGCUCGGAGUCUCAGUGUGAGUCUGAUGCUUCAAACUCACAGCCAGAAACUAUGGAGACAGAGAUGACCCCUGAGGAAUUGGAGAGGCUGGCCCAGUUCACCACUGGCUGCCCACUGAUUCGCUAUGAUUGCCCGCCCUCGGAGUGCCCCCAGUGCCUGUCUGAGUUCUACUACAACUAUCAGUAUUACUAUGAUCAGGGUCUUGCUCAGCCCUUCCAGGCACCCCCAGAAACCAAGGAGCCUCAGGAGGAGAGUCUGGAAAGUGAGGCAGAAGAGGGCGUGGAAGUAAUUGAAGAGAGUCAGAGUCAGGUCGAAGAUGAAGCCACUGAGGCAGAGAUAAUUGACACAAACAGCCCCAGUGAAAAGUCAGACUCGCCAACAAAGCCGAGCAAGAAAGCUUCAACCAAGCAACUGUUGGACAUCGGCAUCAAGUCCCCUCAGGAGCCGUUCCCGGAUGACGUCUAUGUUGACUUGACUGAUACUGAUGUGACUUUUACUGUAUAUUACCACCACGACCUCACAGAGGAUAUGGAAAGUAACUAUGCAAGCACACCCACCUUUUUACCCCCUAUGGUGCCAUAUCAUAUGAUGACCCCGUUUACAACGAAUCCCUAUUUCACUGUGCCAUAUUGUUACUGGCCCUACAUGUAUCCUCCCUCAUACAGCUUACGGAACUCCAUGUACCUACCGGAGGACACAGAGUCCAUCCCCAAAACUCACAUGAUUCCCCCCAAAGAACUGGAGAAAUUCAAUUCCACCGCCCCCACAGUUCGACCAUGGAUCCCAGUCAAGGCAGCAGACAAGUCCAGACCAAGUGCCAUUUUCACGGUGAUGUGCUACAAUGUGUUGUGUGACAAGUAUUGCACACGCCAGAUGUAUGGCUACUGUCCAACCUGGGCGCUCAACUGGGAAUACAGGAAGAAGGGGAUCAUCGAAGAAAUCCGACACGGUGCAGCCGACAUAAUCAGUCUACAGGAAGUAGAGACGGAUCAGUUCCAUAACUUCUUCCUCCCCGAACUCCAGAGAGACGGCUAUGAUGGAAUCUUCUCGGCUAAAUCCCGUGCCAGGACAAUGACAGAAGCAGACAGAAAACAUGUGGAUGGAUGUGCAAUAUUCUUCAAGACUAGCAAGUUCAACUUAGUAAAAGAGGAUUGUGUUGAGUUCAAUCAGCUGGCCAUGGCUAAUGCUGAGGGCUCAGACGACAUGCUGAACAGAGUCAUGACAAAGGACAACAUAGGGUUAGCAGCCAUGUUAGAAACCAAAGAGGGAGCUUACGACAGUGCGAGUUCCUUGAGUGAGGCUCAGGUGAAGCAGCCCCUGGUAGUGGCGACCGCCCACAUCCACUGGGACCCUGAGUUCUCGGACGUGAAGCUGAUCCAGACCAUGAUGUUGAUGUGGCGCCUGAAGCAGGUGAUGGAGGAAAACUUCACCAGCACUGCCUCAGGGGCGGUGGACGUCAACUCCAUCCCCCUCAUCCUGUGUGGAGACCUCAACUCACUGCCUGAAUCAGGUGUUGUAGAAUAUCUUCUCUCAGGAAAAGUAGCUCGCACACACACCGACUUCAAAGACAUAGGUUACGAAGAUGCCCUGCAGAAAAUCCACGCAUCCAAUGACAAGGAUUCUUUUUGUCACGACUUCAGAUUGAACACAGCCUACGAAAAAGACAUCAUGCCAUUUACUAAUUAUACGUAUGACUUCAAGGGAAUCAUUGACUACAUCUUUUAUUCCAAAGAUCACAUGAAUCUGAUCGGUAUGUUAGGGCCACUGGAGGAGGAGUGGUUCAGACAGAACAAGGUGUUGGGAUGCCCCCACCCCCACGUCCCCUCAGACCAUUUCCCGCUCCUGGUGGAGUUUGAGAUGCCAGCUAGGAGCCUCCCUGGGAGCCAGGGGACUCCUCCCCUAGUUCAGUACAGAUAGUGUCCCCCUCAUUGUAACUUCAAAGGGGCACCUCGGUAGUGCAAUGAAAUUAAUGUGAUCUUUUGAAUUCUUUGCAAUGAAUGAUGUUUUUAAAAGGCCUUUCAGAACUGUAUCAGGGAUACUUUGUUUCUUAUUUUUAUACGACCUUCUACAUGUUGAUUCCCAGGCAGUUGUCAUAGUCUUUACAAUAUCAUUUCAUAAUUACUGACCAGUGUCGGUAAUGACUUCUAUUUUUUUUUCUGUCAUGACAACUUUUGUAGCAUGUGCAUUUAUUGUGGUUAUAAAUAAAGUGUAUUAAAAUUGCUUAUUAAGUAAUUUGUGCAUUAUAAUUUCAUACUAUAAAAUUGUUUUUAUACUUGAUGUAAAUAGGCACUUUCUUUUUAUAUAAGUCAUGCAUUGCAAAGAAUAUGAACAAAAUCAAGGGGAGGCCACCCUUGUUGUACAAUGGUUUGCUGUCCCUCGAAUCAAGACCAGGAUUAUGCGUAGUUCUGCCUUCUGGUUGUCAGAUUUUAAUCUUUACAAAUCAUUGUGCUGUGAUGAAUGAUUAUUUCCUUUGUUUGUAUUGACAUGCAUUAAAACAGCUAUUAUUUCCUCUCUGUUAUGGGCUACUGUACAGACUUGUUUUGAAGGCUUUAUGUAGGCUGCAUGAUUUUUUUUAAUGCUUAGUAAUGUUAGACAAAGAAUGAAAUAACUUAUAAUAUAACUGAAAUAUAAAGAGACCAAAAAUACUCAACACGCCAGACCAAAAGGGAAACAACUGUACCUCAGGUUCUGCUUCUCUUUCUUUCCUUUGUUUUUAAGCUAAUGGAACAGAAUUCAGAAAGUACAUACUGGUGUAUAUAUUUUUUGUAAAAGAUAAGUGAAAAAAAAUAAUACUUUUUUCUGAUUUUUUUAAAUAAAGGUCUGGAAUUAGAUUUUUAUUAUUGUAUGUAAGAUGUACAUUUUUGAUAGGUAUAAUGUAAAGUAGGUUUUAUAAGUUAUGCUUGUGUGUAUGGUAUUUAUUUGUGUGUAUUGAUUGGCCUGCGGCAGUGGCCAGUAAAGUACAAUGUUUGAUACCAUGAUCUCAGUCAUUCUUAACCGUGCAUCACUUGGCAAUAUACAUAUCUACCCAUCACCAUUGUAACCAGAAUUUUCUCUGUUCAAACAAAAAAUUAAAUACUAGGAGUUUUUGAUUUUAAAUUGUAUUUCAAACAUUUGUAUUUUGUAACAAACCAACAAAAAAUAAAAACAAGAUGUAUUAGAUCUAUUGUAAUAUUGCUAUGUUACAUGAAAUGCAUAUGAUAUAUUUUGUUUUGUCUGUCAUAGCAGAUCAGGCAGCUUUUUUACACAGAAAUUAUUGAGGUCAGGGUGUAAGCGAGUAAGACGAUGACCGAUUUUGUUUUAUUUCUGGCAUGGUAAAGGUGAGGAAACAUUCCUGUUGUUCUGUUGUAAACAUUGUGUCCACUGUAUUAUAUGAUGUGUUAUAGACUCUUUUUAUGAAGUACCAGACUUGGCGAAAAGACUGCCCAUUAUUUUUUAAAAACUUAGUUAAACUUUUUAUAUAUUUCAAAGUCAAGAUCUAGAGAAUUAAAUUGAUUUAUUAUAUUUACACAAUUUAUACAUUCAAGUGAUUUAUUUUCUUUAAAUAAACCUUUUCGUUUUUUGUUAAAAAAAAUAUUUAAAAACUAUACCAUACCCUUUUCAAUUGAUGUCUGACAGUUAAUACUGAAGACAUGAAAUAAAAUCUAAUUAGACACAUAUUAAAUUGUGAAUUUUUGUCAAAAAUUUUAAGAAAAUACUUUGUCAUUAAAUGCUGCUUUUCAAAUAUUGAAUACGCCAAAACUCAAGAAUGCUAGCUAGAUCUUGACUUUUAAAUUGGAAUACCAGAAAAAAAUGAUGCAUAUCCUUAAUUUUACUUUGAGAUCAAAGGACAGCCUCAGUGUAAUGAAUGAUUUAGAAAUGACCCAACAGUUGUUGAUCAAGGCUGGUAGAGAGUCUCUGUGUACAAGGGGUAUUAUAAACUAGUGCUUCACAUACUCUGUAAAGAUAGGGAGGUGCAUUUCAACAAGAUCUGACAUUGUUCUCUGUACAUAAAUCGGUCAGUGCUGGCUAGAUUGUGUUAGAGUUUCCUUUUUUAACUUUUUUUUGGUGGAGUUUGUCUAUUGUUUGUCUACAGAAAAUCUCACAGGAAUACAAAUAAAAAAUAUAUACAAAUUA
This is a messenger RNA of Magallana angulata, 6012 nucleotides long. RefSeq names its product CCR4-NOT transcription complex subunit 6-like. NCBI's taxonomy places the organism in Eukaryota, Metazoa, Mollusca, Bivalvia, Ostreida, Ostreidae. Gene Ontology annotation, molecular function: poly(A)-specific ribonuclease activity; protein binding. Gene Ontology annotation, cellular component: nucleus; CCR4-NOT complex; cytoplasm. Bases 1180 to 3816 code for a protein of 878 amino acids. Gene Ontology annotation, biological process: nuclear-transcribed mRNA poly(A) tail shortening. The record is from RefSeq and is a predicted model, not a curated record. The transcript is spliced from 9 exons.